AUGUCACCAUUAACAGCAGAGAAAGUCGCUGAUUAUUUGCCUUUGGCUGGUAGAAUGCCUGAAAUCUCGGGCCGUAUCAUCAAUGUCACCCAUCAGAUUCCGUUCCACAUCUCAAGAUCAUCCAAUGGCGUUUCAACCAUCGAAAGCGAUGUUCCUGCUCCCACUCCUGAUAAUGGUGAUGAUGCCGCUCCUGCCGUGCCUCCUGGACGUAAGGCCUCUAUUUGGGGUCUCGAAAAGGAAAAGAAAGAAGAGGAUCCAGAGAUUGCCGCUGCUCCUGUCUCCAAGUUGGCUCGUCAUCAUGUUCGUAGUCGUACUUUGCGUGCCAAGUUUCGCGCUGCUGAAUGGACCAUUGUGCAAAACAGAGGCCAUGGUGCUCUUAACGCAGGUCUCCAAAGCUUGAACGAAGAGUACCAAACAUUGCAUAUCGGAUGGACUGGCCCUAUCAAGGAUGAAUCAAAUAAAGUUACUCUCCCUGCAGAAGAUUUGACAGAUGACGAUAGAACCAAGAUCCAAGAUCUCUUGAAGAAGACAGGUAACAUUAUUCCUAUCUUUUUGGAUAGCAAAUCCCGUGGUCACUAUGAAGGUUACUGUAAAGAAGUUCUUUGGCCUUUGUUCCAUUAUCUCGUAUGGACCAACGAUUCCGACGGCAGAUCUGAAAAGCACAAUUGGGAGGAUUACGUUGCGGUGAAUCGUCAAUUUGCCGACACUAUUGCCGCCAACUACCAACCUGGCGAUGUCAUUUUUAUCAACGAUUACCAUUUGCUGUUGGUUCCCGAAAUGUUGAGAGAAAAGAUUCCUGAUGCCCCAAUUGGCCUCUUCCUCCACGCUACUUUCCCUAGUUCUGAGAUCUUCCGUUGUUUGACCACCCGUAAAGAGGUCCUUGAAGGCUUUUUGGGAGCCAAUUUAGUUGGAUUCCAGACCUACUCAUAUGCUAGACAUUUCAUCGGUGCUUGUACUCGUGUGCUCGGUUGCGAAUCAACUCAGACAGGUGUAAAUGUCAAUGGCCAUAUCGUCUCCGUUGGAACUUUCCCCAUUGGUAUUGAUGCUAACCGUGUUGAUCAAUUCCGCAAGGAGCCUGCUGUUGCUCCCAAGAUGAAGGCUAUUCGCGACAUGUAUGUGGGUAAGAAGAUUAUCAUUGGUCGUGACAAGUUGGAUUCUACAAAGGGGGUUCUUCAAAAGUUGCACGCAUUCGAAAAGUUCUUGACUGAUUACCCUGAAUGGCGUAAGGAAGUUGUCUUGAUUCAAGUGACUACACCUACUUAUGGCGAUAACUCCAAGCUGGAGGCCAAGGUGUCUGAAAUGGUGAGCCAUAUUAACUCAAAGUUCGGCAGUCUCGAGUUCUCUCCCUGUCAUCAUUACUACCAAGAUGUAGAUCGCGAUGAAUACUACGCCCUGUUGUCCGUUGCAGAUGUUGGUUUAAUCACCAGCUUGAGAGAUGGUAUGAACACCACCUCUUUGGAAUACAUUAUCUGUCAACAAGAGACUCACGGCCCUCUCAUCUUGUCUGAAUUCACUGGUACUGCUGGCUCCUUGAGCGCUGCUCUGAUUGUCAAUCCUUUCGACUAUGCCGGUGUUGCUAAAGCUUUGAACGAGGCCUUGCUGAUGGGUCCUGAAGACAAGUUGACUCGUCACACCCAACUCUUCAACUAUGUCAAGGAGCACUCUGCUGCCUUCUGGGCCAAGUCUUUCGUGAAGCAAUUGGUUGAAAGUACGAAGAACUUUUCUCUCCAAUCUCAAUCCACUCCUGCUUUGAACACUGAGCAAUUCAUGGACAACUACAAGAAAGCCAACAAGCGUCUCAUGUUCUUUGAUUAUGACGGUACCCUGACUCCUAUUGUUUCUGUUCCUACGGAUGCCAAACCCUUCCCUGAAAUGUUGGAGUACAUUCAAGAUCUGUGCAAUGAUCCUCGCAAUGAAGUGUGGGUCGUCUCUGGCCGUGAUCAAGCUUGUCUUGAAGACUGGCUCGGUGGUAUCAAGAACCUCGGUUUGAGUGCCGAACAUGGUUGUUUCCUCAAGGCUGCUGGAUCCGAUAUCUGGACAAACGUGUUGGAGAAUAUUGAUAUGAGCUGGAAGAAGGAUGUCACAGAAAUCUUUGAUUAUUAUACCGAGCGUACCGAAGGUAGCUUUGUCGAGCACAAAAAGUCAUCCAUUACCUGGCACUAUCGUAUGGCUGAUGAAGAAUAUGGUUUGUUCCAAGCCAAGGAAUGUCAAAACCAUUUGGAGAGCUCUGUUGUUUCCAAGAUGCCGGUUGAGAUUUUGGUCGGUAAGAAGAAUUUGGAGGUUCGUCCCAUGAUGAUCAAUAAGGGUGAAAUUGUAAAGAAGAUCUUGGCUCAAUCCCCUGAAUCUGACUUUAUUGUGUGUGCUGGUGAUGACAAGACCGAUGAAGACAUGUUCCGCACUCUGUCUGCCACCUUUUUCGCCCAAUAUCAAGACAAACUCGCUACUGAAGGAGCUUCUGCAAAGUCAUGGAGUGAUACCAAAUCGAAUCUCUACACAAUAACUGUUGGGCCCACCAUGAAGAAGAGUAUGGCAAAUUGGCAAGUCGAGACACCUACUGAGAUUAUUCAGCUUCUCGGUAAGAUGGCAAAAACUGAUAAGCAACAAUAA
This is a messenger RNA of Mucor velutinosus, 2607 nucleotides long. Its product is annotated as copper-binding transcription factor. Gene Ontology annotation, biological process: trehalose biosynthetic process. The coding region runs from base 1 to 2607 and encodes 868 amino acids. Gene Ontology annotation, molecular function: trehalose-phosphatase activity. The transcript is spliced from 5 exons. NCBI's taxonomy places the organism in Eukaryota, Fungi, Mucoromycota, Mucoromycetes, Mucorales, Mucoraceae. Gene Ontology annotation, cellular component: alpha,alpha-trehalose-phosphate synthase complex (UDP-forming); cytosol. The record is from RefSeq and is a predicted model, not a curated record.